Fusarium vanettenii 77-13-4 is the source of this 2916-nucleotide messenger RNA. RefSeq lists its product as uncharacterized. Gene Ontology annotation, molecular function: protein binding. Lineage: Eukaryota; Fungi; Ascomycota; Sordariomycetes; Hypocreales; Nectriaceae. The transcript is spliced from 6 exons. The record is from RefSeq and is a predicted model, not a curated record. The coding region runs from base 1 to 2916 and encodes 971 amino acids.
AUGAAAGCCUCCUUAUCAUGUCUUCCAUGUUGGGGGCAUGAUGAGGAUGUUGAUGAGGUGGUUGAGAUCGGCCGUGUCGCUUCUCAACAUUCCAAAAUAUCGAUUGAAACUCUCAUAGAUGCCACAUCAGCCGAAAAUGAGGUGGCGCAAGAAAAGAGGAACAGCCUUGCCGAGUUGUCAUGGCAGGACAGCAAGGGAGACCUCGUACUCGAGCACAUCCGAUGUGUCGCGGACCACGAAUACAUACGACAGUCUCAGAGCUACAACGUCUCAAACUGUGAAACCAUGAUCGCCGAAGUGAGAGGUACUUUUGAGGCUAGGAAGCUGGUACAGACGCUUGGCCAGUUCGAGAAACCCCUGUAUGCCAUCGAACAUUUUGUUAGAGGCAUUACGGUGGUGGUGCAAGUUGCGGAUCCAAUAGCCCAGAUUAUCUGGGGUGGGUUCUUGAUUCUUCUAAAGAACGCUGCUCGCUUUGCUGAUCUGAUCGGAACAAUCCUCAAUUGUGUUUGCAAUCUUUCCAAGAUGCUUGAGAGAUUUCGAAUCUACAACGACAUGUACGCAACCGAAAGAGUUAAAGUCUCCCUGAGUAACGUCUGUGCCUGCUGCGUCGAGUUUUGCGCUGCAGCCGCCAAAAUACGGGGAAAGAUUGAGGAAGCCAGCCGAGAUUUUAUGGCUGAAGUCAAUCUGCAGCAAGCCAAGGAGACACACUUUUUGACCAAAGGAGUCAAGCCUAGGGCCACAAGAAUCCCAUGUCACCUCAUACCGUUCAGCAACCGGCUGUUCUUUCCAAGGCCCGCAAUCAUGGAAUGGAUCGAGGCCCAUCUGCUCCCAGGCGAAUCGACAUCCCCCACCGGUCUGAGAUCGUUUCUCCUUCACGGACUCGGAGGAUCAGGAAAGACGCAGUUAGCCGCCAAGUUUGCCCACGACCACCGGAAUGAUUACGAAAUCAUUAUCUGGGCCAUUGCUGAUAGCGUAUCUGACAGCUUGAAGGCUGAUAUUGGUAUAGACUACAAGUGGCUCGUCAUUUUUGACAACGUCGACAAUGAGGAACUGCUACAGAACUAUUGGCCCAGUUCGGCCAGGGGGUCUAUCCUCGUCACCAGCCGCCAGCGAAUACUUGGCACGACCUUGGUGGACGGUGCCUGUGAAGUUGGCUCCCUGAACGAUGCGGAGGGAGCUUCAAUGAUCCAGCUAAUUCUCGACAAUAAAGUGAGUGACGCCAACGACCGCGAACUUGUUGCAGAAAUGGCAAAUAUUCUAUGUGGUCUACCCCUUGCGCUCGCUCAGAUGGCAGGAUACCUUCGGACCAACCACGUCACGGUCAGAGAGUUCUUGGGUGAUUACAAGAGUCUCGGGUAUGCUCGCAAUCUCUUUGGGAAUGCCAGAAGCCUAGAUCAUCCGCAGUACAGACACACGUUGGAGACGGUCUGGCAACUGUCCUUCAAGAAGUUGUCGAUUGAUGCUCAAACUCUGCUGAGGAUCGCAGUUUUCCUACAUCCAGAUGGCAUAUCAAGACAGUUAUUUCAGAUCCCGAAGGCUUUAUCAGACAUGCCCUUGCCACCGGCAUUGCAGAUCUUGCAAAAAUCCCACAACACGCUCAGAUACAAUGAGGCAAAGUCGAGUCUGACCCAGCAAUUCCUCAUGAAGUACAAUGAUCAGGAACUCUCACUAUCUAUUCAUCGACAAGUUCAACAGAGCGCCCUCCACGAACUCCUGGACGGGGACCUUGAGAAUCUCCGAAUGGCAAUUUUCGGGGCGACCCGGGCCUUGUAUCAUGCGUACCCCAGGCAGUCCCCUCUAGGCGAGCCGAUACCCAACUGGCCGGCUUGCCAACAGUACACCGCGCACGUCCUUCAUCUCCUCGCUCUUUACGAGACGGAGACAAGGAUCAGGGAAGCAACGGACCCCCAAACUCUCGCCCUCAUGACAGAACUGCUCUGCGACUGUGGAGUUUACCUUUGGGCGAGAGGCCUCUUCCGGGACUCGGAGCGCAUGGCGCGCACGUCGAUUGAGAUUGCAGAAAGAGUCUUUGAACCCCAUAAUUGCCUACGGGCACAACCUUACACUCUACUUGGUUGCAUCUGCCUUCGAUCUGAGGAAAGGACGGAAGAAGCCGUCAAGUACCUGGAGCUAGCCCUCCAAAUCCGCAAGGAAAACCUGCGGAGAGACUACAAGCACACGGAUGCCCCCUUACACAUCGACAUCCAGCUAGCCAAUGCCUAUAGCAACUUGGGCAUUGCGGCGAAGCAAAUGGGGGAGUUCGAGAAGGCCGCCCAGUUGCACGAGAAGACGAUUGAGAUCAAGGAGCGACGGAGGGAUCACUGCGCUGGCUUUCUCCUUGCCCUCUCUUUUCAUAAUAAGGGAAAGCUAAGGCGGCUCCAAGGCCACGUUGAGGAGGCCGCAAACCUCUUUGCCGAAUGCAACAAAGAGAUGCGUAUCUACAAAGAUGACAAAGAGAUGGAGGCUCGACAGGCAGUUUGGCUGUGCUCACUCGCAGAGGCAGAGGCGAGCCUUGGACGUGCAGGGGACGCCGAAUUGCACUUUUCUCAGUCGCUUCAGAUGCUCAAAGCUGUGGUGGGUGAUUCGCUAGACACAGGGAUGACACGUCUCAGAUUUGGUACCUUUAGAUAUGAAACCGGGAGUUUGCAGGAGGCUGAGGCUUUGUUCAAGGAUGCUGAAAAGAUCUUUGGGAGCAAGAACGGCACUGCGCGCGACGGUCAGUUUCUCUGCAAGAACAAGCUUGCUUGCGCUCUGCACUGGCUGGGUCGAACCUAUGCUCAGCUUGGUAAGAAUCAGGAUUCGGAUGAGGCUCAAGGCAGAGCCUCCAAGUUGUAUGGGGAAAUAACAGGCAAGCAAAUUCCUGCGGAUGCGCAAGAAGCACUGGCAGAGUACGAGAAGCUUGUCUCGGACGACUGA